AUGAAUUAUCCUACGCAAGAAGCAGCAUGUACAAAUGGAAUUUAUCCACUUCAUAGUGGUUAUUGUGGUGCAUGUUCGUCACAUCAAGAUAUUAAUAUUUUUAAUACAACACGAAAUAAUAUGACAAAUAUUGCAACAAAAUGUGCUGUAAAAUAUGUUUUAUUUGGUAAAAAUUCAGCAAUCAGACGUAUGAAUAAAGCUGCUGCUUUAAGUGUUAAGUGUACUGAAUGUUGGGUAGAAAAUAUGGGAUGUGAUGUUGCGCACUGUAUGAGUAAACGUGCCAUUGAUCAUACAUUUAUUAUUAUUAACCUUUUGCGCGUUAAUAAUACAAAACCGGAGGGUUCAUUAGAUGAUUGUUUGACAUGCAAUGAAGGUAAACAGCAUUCGGAAAUGUAUCAUUAUAUGUCGAAAUGUCAUGUCUCCUCUGAGAGUAAUUUUUUUGUUUUAGCUUAUUGUGGUAAACCGUUUAUUGUGUGUUCUGGUGUAAAUCGUCGUGCAGCCAUUAUGUCUGAUAUUGAUCGUCCACAACAUACAAUCUGGAAACGUUACGCCUGCUAA
This is a messenger RNA of Didymodactylos carnosus, 558 nucleotides long. The record is from the annotation of a GenBank genome assembly. NCBI's taxonomy places the organism in Eukaryota, Metazoa, Rotifera, Eurotatoria, Philodinida, Philodinidae.